AUUUGGGCUUCUUUUGCCCUCGUCAUGGCUAGAUUUUUUAUGAAGUGGAAUAUAAAUAUUAGAGGUCACCGAGCUUUGGGAGAAUUAGCAAAAUACACCGUUAGAUUUCAUAAGAAGCCAUCGGCUCGUGAUUUUCUCAGACUUUUUGUAAAGGACAUUCACAACACACAUCGCAUUUUCUAUUCUGGGAAGUACGAAAUAGAAGAGGUUGAAGAGUAUAUAAAAGAUUCACGCAAAUUUAUUAACUACAUGAAGGCAAUCAACGAAAAUGCUCUUUUUGCUGAUUUUAAAUAUUAUUUUCCAUCAGGGGAUGAAUUGUACAGAGAGUUUGCUCAAAAAGUUUAUAUAAAUGUUAUUAAUGAAGAUAUUUGUGUUUUUGGUGAUGGUCCAUAUCGUUUCUAUUACCAAGCUGCUGAUACUCCACAGAUUGUUAAAACUCAAGAGACUGUUACUCCAAAGAACAAUUCUUUUCUACAUGGGGAAGCAACAAAAAUCAAGAAUAAUGAAGAAAAAAUUAAUUUCAAAAAUAAAAAGAGGAAAAUUAGAAGAGCAAUGGACUUGAAAACGUUGGAAAAUAAAUCGAAAGAAACGCCAAAAUGUCAAAUAAAAAAUGGAGGGAUUUAUGGAGAGGAAGGAGACGAAAGCAAAAAGGCGAGAAUAAUGAAGAAUAAAAAUGUAUUUUGGACACAGAUUGUGCAUCCACAUUCUCCAAAAGAAAGGGAUUGGGUUAUGAUGACUGGAGUUGAGCAUGUAAUUGAUGGGGUGCUGGUUUGUUCUUUGUCGUAUGGAGGUCGGCUAGUCUCAAUGGGACAUUUUUGGGAUACUCUUGGUCGUCUAAACUAUUAUGCAAUAAUGCACAAAUUUAAUGGUCCUGUAUUUCUGAAGCCUGAACCGAUGACUUAUUCUGAACUAUUAAAAGAAGCACAAGAAAACGAAGAAGUCGAUUUGGCAUUAACUCAACUAUGUGGACAAGACGAUGAUGGGGAUGGAAAAGUAUAUUUCAGUACUUAUUGGGAAAGAUUGCCUGGUGUUACUACGAGGAUUUGGUUUCCCGGUUCGCCUGAAUCUGAUCAACAAAAAUUUAUUUUCGAAAAAGAAGGAUUUAGAUUGAUUAGCCUUUGUGGAUAUAACAUAAAAAAUAGGACAGCUCGUUAUGUGGGUAUAUGGCAAAAAUCAACAGCAAAAAAUGUGUCCUCCUUAAAUCCAUACGAAGCACAUUAUGGCUUGACAUUGAGUGAAUGUUUGGAAAUUAAUGAUAAAUUGAGCAGCAGGCAAUAUGUGGCUGUACAAUUCAGAGUGUUUCGCAGCUUGGAUGAGAUUCUCUGCUGUGCAAUUUGGGAAUAUUUACCAGGCCAUCGUCAUUGGAUAGAAAUUGGUCUAAAUUUAAAACAAAUGCAUCAAAAAUUUUCUCGGAAUAUUUUUAAAAGCAAAAUAGUCAAACGAGAAAAUUCAAAAUUAAUUUCUUCUUCUAUUCUACCUCGUCAAAUAUCUCAUUUUUUUGAUGGGGAUGGUGAAAGUUUGAGGUUUGUUGUGCUAUGGAGUGAUGUUAAUUACUUGAGAUUCUCGAGAGAACCAGAACUUUGGCCGAUGGGAAGGAGAAUCCCCUCUACUUAUCUGAACGGAGUGGAAUCUCAAUUACAACCUGAAAAAUUAAAUUUUGUUGCUAAACGUGUUGAACGGUUUAUGCGUGAACUUGACAUUCCUGGUUUUGGCUAUAGCAAUAUUCGGAGAGGUCAUUUGGUCACUCCAGACAGUCAAUUUAGAAUUGGAUCUGUUUCGAAACCAAUAACUGCUGCUGCCGUUCUUUUGUUAAUUGAUCAAGGCCGAUUAGAAUUGGAUCAACACGUUUUUGGCCCAGGAAAUUCAAUUUUUGGUUAUGAAUUUGCUCGUAAAAAGCCUUAUGAAAAAUGGGUGACAGAAAUUACCGUUCGUCAUUUACUUGAACAUACUGCAGGUGGCUGGAACAAUAUAGAUUCAGACCCAGCAUGGCUUUUACCAACACAAAACACCGCAACUUUAAUAGAAAAAGUUUUGAUUGAACAGCCAUUAAUUGCUCAACCUGGAAAGACUUGGAUAUAUUCGAAUUUUGGGUAUCAAUUGCUUGGAUAUAUUAUUGAAAGAGUUAAUAUUGAUGGAUUUGGAUAUGAACAAUUUGUCAAAAAAUAUUUUUGGGAACAAGUGGGAAUAAAUGAUAUUCAAGUGGCGAGGCCUACACUUUCUGAAAAAUCGAGACGUGAAGUUCUCUACUAUAUGGCUGGUGGUAACAGACUUGGAUUUAACCCUUAUGAUCUUUUGCCUGCUGAGAGGAUUGGCCCGUGGGGUGGUUGGAUUGCUUCACCAAUUGAACUUCUUCGUUUAUUAAUUUUUUUGGAUGGAUUUAAAAGGCAGGAAGACAUUUUAAGUGAUUGGGCAAUAAAAGAAUGGGCUACUCCAACAAUUGCUUCUAAUGAAACUUAUGGCCUCGGCUGGUCUCUAAAUAUUAUGGGUUUUAAUGGUUGGCAACAUGAUGGAAGAAUGCCCGGUUCAGCUUCAAUGCUUGUUCGUUUAGAUAAUGGAAUUUCUAUGGCUGUUGUUGUAAAUAAAGAAUAUAGUGAUAGAGACUUUUUUCAUGAACUUGGGUAUAUACUUCAUCACUUUGGAAAUAAUUGUGAUUGGUGGAAUGGAACAGGUUUUGAUUUAUUUGGAGAAAUGGAAAAUUGA
This is a messenger RNA of Meloidogyne enterolobii, 2700 nucleotides long. The record is from the annotation of a GenBank genome assembly. Lineage: Eukaryota; Metazoa; Nematoda; Chromadorea; Rhabditida; Meloidogynidae.